CCCCUUCUCGCUCCUGAACGCCAAAAAAACUUCGGGGCCGCGAUCAUGGGGCGAGCCGAGGAGCUGGUGAGGAUUGCAAAGAAGCUGGAUAAGAUGGUGACCAGGAAGAACACGGACGGAGCUCUGGAUCUGCUGAAAGAACUGAACGGCUACACGAUGACCAUCGAGCUGCUGCAGUCCACGAGAAUUGGCGUGGCCGUCAACGCUGUCCGGAAGCAGUGCUCGGAUGAAGAGGUGGUGGCCCUGGCGAAAAUCCUCAUCAAGAACUGGAAACGGCUGCUAGAGUCCUCGGGGACCCCGAAGAGAGAGAAGGCCCUGGAAGGGCAAAAGGAUAAAAAAGAAAAAAGUCUCGACUUUCCCAGCUGGCAGCCUGAAGGGGCGAAUUCCCAUCCAGUGAAACGCUGCAAAAGCCCAGCUGAGAAGCACAAGGCAAAGGACAAAGGAAGGGACUUUCCCAACCAUAAGGCAGUGGGCCCUCUUCCUGGCUCGAAGAAACAUUCAUCGGAUCAGAAACAGGACAGGAAAUCCAGCAAGUCCGGCUCUCACACGGCAGCCCCAAAGAGUCAUUCUGCAGACUCCAAGCCAGACAGGGAGACCAGCGACUGCAGGGCUCUUCCCGCCACCUCUAAAAAGUUGCACUCGGACGGCAAGAAAGAGAGGAGAGACUCUGCAGACUCCAGAUCUUCCACCAUCACCACUGCCUCCUCCUCUUCCUCCCCUCAGAAGAGACCAUCGGUGGAAAGGAGGCCCUCUACAGGCUCCAACCCAGCAGCCUCUCCCCCCGGCUCUCGGAAGAACUCCAGUGAUGGCAAAGAGGAAAGACCCAACAGCGGCAGAUCCAAAGCCGAGACCCCCAAGACUCCCAGCAGCCCCUCGAGUCCCACGUUCGCGCCGACCAUCUGCUUCCUGGCGUCCUGCUACCUCACGGGCGACUCGGUGCGGGACAAGUGCGUCGAGAUGAUCUCGGCCGCCCUGAAAAUGGAUGAUGAUUACAAACAGUUUGGAGUCAACUGUGACAAGAUGGCCUCUGAAAUCGAAGAUCAUAUCUUCCAAGAGCUGAAGAGCACGGACAUGAAGUACCGCAACCGCGUGAGGAGCAGGAUCAGUAACCUGAAGGACCCCAAGAAUCCCAACCUGCGGAGGAACGUGCUGAAUGGAGCCAUCUCCCCCAGCCUCAUUGCGAGGAUGACGGCAGAGGAGAUGGCGAGCGACGAACUGAAGGAGCUGAGGAAUGCCAUGACCCUAGAAGCCAUCCGGGAGCAUCAGAUGGCGAAGACUGGGGGCACCACCACGGACCUCUUCCAGUGCGGCAAGUGCAAGAAGAAGAAUUGCACUUACAACCAGGUCCAGACGCGUAGCGCCGAUGAACCCAUGACAACGUUCGUGCUGUGUAACGAGUGCGGGAACCGCUGGAAGUUCUGCUGAGGCCGCUCCCGUUUGCACCCGGGCCACCCGCGGAGACGAUGCAGCCUGACGGCAAAGGAGAAUCUCUGACCAUCCAAAUUUGAAACUGGGGGUGGGAGGGGGGAGGGGAGGGGAAGAGAACUAACCCGUUGAGGGAGGAGCUGAAAGUCCCUCCCUAUUGGCUCCCGUGAAUGUAAUGAGGAUUCGCUCACUGGCUAGAGGGAGGGAUUGUUUGGAGUUAGGGGUACCCGACCCUCAAGUCCAGAAGGGGCAGUGCCAGGGUGACGCCUCUUUUUCUGAUGUGUAUAUUUUGACUGGAGUGAUCAAUGGAACCCUAGACUGGAAGGACCUGCUAGGUUGUUCUAGUCCAUCUCCCUGGAGGAAGCAAUGGGUGCUUGGAGCAUGACAGAGCCCAGGGGAAAUCUGCCCUGCCAGAGGUUUUGGGGGGUUGUUCUUUGAGCUCGCAGGAUGUAACCUAACAGCAGCCGAGGUGCCCGGUU
Molecule: messenger RNA, 1904 nt
Organism: Mauremys mutica (yellowpond turtle)
Lineage: Eukaryota; Metazoa; Chordata; Testudines; Geoemydidae
Gene: TCEA3
Product: transcription elongation factor A3
Exons: 15
Coding region: 46-1425 (459 amino acids)
Biological process (GO): DNA-templated transcription; transcription elongation by RNA polymerase II
Cellular component (GO): nucleus
Molecular function (GO): nucleic acid binding; zinc ion binding
Source: RefSeq, a predicted model, not a curated record